Messenger RNA from Opisthorchis viverrini, 948 nucleotides. RefSeq lists its product as hypothetical. The coding region runs from base 1 to 948 and encodes 315 amino acids. Gene Ontology annotation, molecular function: phosphatidylinositol binding. The transcript is spliced from 8 exons. Lineage: Eukaryota; Metazoa; Platyhelminthes; Trematoda; Opisthorchiida; Opisthorchiidae. The record is from RefSeq and is a predicted model, not a curated record.
AUGGAUUCCGACCAACCCCUGUACAUUUUGAUAGGUGAAGGUGAGAACAACAAUCAGCGGAUCGCAGCCGUAGAGAAGUUGUUUGGCUUCUCUUCUCAGAAGCUGAUGGCUCCCAAGCGCGUUCUAGUUGGCGAAGGCGUGCUUACCAAAAUCUGUCGACGUAAACCGAAAUUGCGACACUUCUUCCUAUUCAACGAUGUUCUACUCUAUGGUCGAUUGCUUGUGCACCGCAAGCUUGGCCAUCCGCAGUUUAUUGACCUUUCUGAGGCUGUGGUUGAAGAUAUUUGUGAUAAUGGAAUCUAUCGCAAUGGCUUCGCUAUUAUGAGUCCAAAAAAGUCGUUCACUGUUUACUCCUCGACGGCAGAAGAGAAGAUCCAAUGGGUGGCACAUAUGAAACGAAGUAUUGCGGAGGCGCGCGCCCUAUCUGGCAACCCUGCUCGUGAUGAAGUCAAGCUUUCGCCUAUUUGGAUUCCAGACGCCGAGGCGUCACACUGCAUGGUCUGUCGGAACACUGAGUUCACCCUUGUGCAUCGUAGAAGCCAACGACUAAUGGAUCGAACCAUUGAAAACGAACCGUCGCAGCCUGCCGCUGAACCUGAAACCGGUUCCGAAACGGCCGCAUCGGUUACCGAAUCCAGCGGAUCGCCCGAUCUGAACAAGCGCGGUACGCGUUUCUUCACUCCGAAUGAACCUAAUGCAGAGGACCCAGUUCGGGAACCGAGAAUCGAGAGAUUAUUUCUUUCGGCUCGCGAUAUGGAGUGUGUGGCCGAACGGCUAAGUGUUCAAACAACCAGCCGGGAAGUCGCGGGCACGAAACUCCUCACGGGAAUCGAUACGAUGCCCCGUUCAUCUGGUGAUAAUGAAAAGAUAAGCCGUUUAAUUCUAGAUUUGCGUCUGACUCGAACCAGCUCGUGUAGCGAAUGGAGCCUCGGGUGUCAUUCUAACUAG